Messenger RNA from Bombina bombina (fire-bellied toad), 10318 nucleotides. It is a transcript of the gene MBOAT2, whose product is annotated as membrane bound O-acyltransferase domain containing 2. The record is from RefSeq and is a predicted model, not a curated record. Gene Ontology annotation, molecular function: acyltransferase activity. Gene Ontology annotation, cellular component: membrane. The transcript has 13 exons. Lineage: Eukaryota; Metazoa; Chordata; Amphibia; Anura; Bombinatoridae. Gene Ontology annotation, biological process: lipid modification.
CUGCAUUCAGUACAUAGAACAGUACGAGGAGGUGGAGAAGCUGUGUCUUUGUGAUUGCACUGCAUGGAUUACACUGAUGUACUCUUCAUUCAAGUCAUUGUUGCCCUUUUUCAAUAAUGCGAUAAUAUAAAGAGACCCAAUUUUUUAUUUUUAUUCUUUUUUUUAGGAUUACACUAAAGGACAUUUUUGGCAGCGCAUCCCAUUAAUUGCCUUCAGUUGUGGGACCUGAGUGCAUACAGUAGUGCUGUGGGCUUGUUGGUCUGUUGUGUCUUGGGGAUGUCAGAGAAGAUUUUGGUCCUCAGUUUGUGAGUGAGACUGGAGUAUUAGCAGCACCAUCUUCCUCAUCCUUUCAUCAAUAGGGAUUACCAUGACUACCAGCACGACCGGUUCCACUCUCCUUCUGCCCCUCAGCAAUGCAGUGCAGCUGCCUAUAGACCAGGUCAACUUUGUAGCGUGCCAACUAUUUGCCUUGCUUGCUGCUAUUUGGUUUCGCACCUACCUUCAUUCAAGCAAAACUAGCCCUUUAAUUAGACAUGUGGUCGCAACACUUUUGGGCUUGUAUCUUGCACUUUUUUGCUUUGGAUGGUAUGCCUUACAUUUUAUUGUACAAAGUGGUAUCUCCUAUUACAUCAUGAUCCUGACAGGAAUGGAGAAUAUGCACAGAUACUGCUUUGUGUUUGCGCUGGGAUACCUCACAGUGUGCCAAGUGGCAAGAGUUUAUAUUUUUGAUUAUGGACAGUAUUCAGCAGAUUUUUCUGGGCCAUUGAUGAUAAUCACACAGAAAAUAACCAGCUUGGCAUUUGAGGUUCGAGAUGGAACUUUUUGUAAAGACGAGGAACUGACACCAUCUCAGAGAAGCCUUGCUGUCAGACGCAUGCCAAGUCUACUGGAGUAUUUAAGUUACAACUGUAAUUUCAUGGGUAUCCUGGCAGGCCCGUUAUGCUCUUAUAAAGAUUAUAUUACUUUUCAUUGAAGGCAGACAUAUCAGCUGAAACAUUCAGAAGCCAAUGGAAAAGAAGACACAAAAUAUGAACAAAAAGAACCGUCUCCAAAUGCAGUAGUGGUGCACAAACUGAUAGUCUGUGCAGUCUCCUUAGGAUUUUAUAUGACUGCUACAAGAAUAUUACCUGUAGAAUACAAUAUAGAUGAUCAAUUUCACGAAACCUCAUCUGUGCCAAUAAGAGUUAUAUAUCUCUAUUUUUCUCUGUUGGCUGCAAGACCAAAGUAUUAUUUUGCCUGGACUUUAGCUGAUGCUAUCAAUAAUGCUGCAGGCUUUGGUUUCCAAGGCUAUGAUAAAAAUGGAGAGGCAGACUGGGAUUUAGUGUCAAAUCUGAAUAUAAAAAAUAUAGAGUCCUCUACAAGCUUUAAGAUGUUUAUCGAUAAUUGGAAUAUACAGACUGCCUUAUGGCUAAAGAGGGUAUGCUAUGAGCGUGCAACUAGCAACCCAACGGCUCAGACCUUUUUACUGUCAGCUGCAUGGCAUGGAGUUUAUCCAGGAUAUUAUUUAACUUUUUUUACAGGUGGUUUAAUGACUUUUGCUGCACGAAAUGUCAGAAGCAACUUCCGACAUCAUUUUUUACACUCUACUCAACUCAAGUCGAUUUAUGACAUAAUAACAUGGAUAACAACACAAGUAGCAAUAAGCUACACUGUGGCGCCAUUUGUGCUUUUAUCAGUCAAGCCAUCCCUACAGUUUUACAGCUCCUGGUAUUACUGCCUCCAUAUUGCCUGCAUACUGGUGCUGCUCUUACUGCCAGCUAGAGCAAGGAAAAAGGAAAGAAAUGACCGUGAAACCACUGUUCCUUUACUUGCAAAACCAAGAGAAGAAACCGUUUCUACAAAUAACAGCCAUUCCACCUCAAACAAUAACUGCAACCAGAGAGAGGAGACAGCCUGGCGACGCCAAAGCACAUCUCAAUGACAGGGGAAAUAAUAGCAUUUUGUAUGUUUUUAAAUUCCAUUUUUAGAACCUCCUUCUGGUUUGUAAUUGUGCACAGAAUAAGGUGGUAUUACAAAAUAUUAUCUAAGGAUAGCACUGCAAAGGAAGCUCGUAAACUCCGCAAUGCUGAGCCAUGUGGGCCUAGCCUUAACAAGAUAUUUCCAUUAUUUUUAAUGGGUACUCAGGACUUGUCAAAUACGUCACAAGGAUCAUGCUGUAUGUGUUCCUUUGGUAAACGUAUGUUGUCUCAAGGCAUUGAAGGGGUUACACGAGACAGGUACAAAAAAAUGUAGAGAUCACGGAAAAUAAUUCCGAACCCUUUGCCUUAAUCCCUCUAUGUAAUGAAUGAAAUUAUUAGGAGGAAUAGUUAUAUGUACGUUUGAUUAUUUUACAAGUGCUGCUGCCAACAAAGAGUAGUAAUAUUUGACUAAGAUGUCAGUGUUCUAAUUUGCAAAACAAGAUAAUAAUUAAAUCUCUGAAGAAAUCUAACUAGUUAAGGAGCCCAGCACCACCAUCAUAUGAUGCCCUACCAUUUAUGGCUUCAUUAGAGAUAUUUGCUUUCUACUUUGAUAUGUUAAGUGUAUUAGUAAUGUGGAAAGUUGGCCUGAAAUAAGGGAAGUCCUCUUUAAACCUAAAAAUAUAAAACAGCUAAAGGAGAUUUAUGCAUUUGGUAGAAGCCAUGUUAUAUUUUAAUGAUGAAUUACUGCAGGUUUCUUCUUUACUUACGUUUGGGUGACAUUAAGGAAUUCCAUGUGUAUUAUUAUAUGUCAUGUUGCUAAAAGGAACAAAUAGCUCUGAUGGUUUCUGUGGGAUAUGCUGACAUGGUGUUCAUCUCUUUUGUCACUUUAUAUGGCCACUAUCAAAUCAGACAUCUUUGUGUACUCCUUUUGAUACUUGUAAAAAUGGUAGAAAAAUCAGCAAUAUGUCAGCAGUUCCUUGACACAAUGAAUAUAUCUCUAAAGACAUUUUUGGUGUAAAUAUGGCAUGAAAAGAAAUGACAAGAACAGCCUUAGACUAAAAAAGUAACAUCUAAGGGACACUUGUCACUUUCUUAAUGCCCAUAAAUAAAAAUGCCUACUGUAGAUCUCUUGAUUUUAGAGAAAACCAUUAGUCCCAAUAAAACUUUCUUCAAACCUUCUAAAAACUACUCAAAACCUCAAACUGACUUAGCACGUAACAUUUGCAGAAGGACCAAGCUGACUGUGGCAAGAGGGAAUAAUAGUGUCAUAUUGAACAGUGAUGCCGCUGUUUGGUCACUCUAUCUUCAUAUGCUGUUUUAAAGAGACAGUUUACUCAAAAAUCUUCUCCCCUUUAAUUUGUUCCCAAUGAUCCACUUUACCUGCUGAAGUGUAUUAAAUUGUUUACAUGAAUUUCCCUUACACUUAUAUUGGCACUUGAAAUAGUUGAUUUAGUCUGUGGUAUCCCCACCUAUUCUGAAAGUUUCUGGCCUUAGGUCCAAGCUAUAGAUAAGCUGUGUAAACACAGCCAGCAUAAGAACUUACACCCCCAGUGGGAUAUAGAAGAGAUAAGGUAAUAACAUGUUAAUUUUCCAUUGUUCUCUUCAAGUAUUGGUGAUUGGUUUAUGGACAGAUAUAAGAUAAAGAAGCAUGUGUAUGUACACAAUGUGAUAAAGUAAUGAGAUAUGAUUAAACCUACAAGCUCAACCCAUUUUAUUAGGUUGUGGCUUCAAAACACAAAAUCAGCCAGUUUAUAUACAUAAAUAAACCUUAAAAUGCAAAUUCUUAUACAUUUUAUACUCAGCAGUUAGUAAAAAAAGUAAUUGGAAACACAUUAAGGGAAAAAUAAUUUUACAGUAUACUGUCCCUUUAAGCAACUUGUCAUAAGCACAUUAACAAAGAUGGGAGAAUUGGUGUUCAAAGCUCCUAUGCUGCAAUGUUCUUUAAUAUACAUAAUUUGUUUAAAGCCAGCUAGAAUUCCUGCAGUGUUUGUUUUAUGUAUUCUCUGUAGACCUGAAUGUCACCUGUUUGUUUUUUUAUUGCACAUAAAAUGCAACCUUUAAUAUGUUUUGGUACUUAAUGAAAGUUUUUUUUAAAAGGUAAUGACAAACCACUUUUUUCCACAAGUGAUUCUGAGCUUCGGUGUCUAUCUAGGAACUUGGUUGUUACAGCCCUCUGGCACCAACACCAAAUUAUACAUUAUACUAUAACUUAAAUAAAAACACAAAAAGGGGGAUUUGUGUAGUAGUGGUAUAUAUAUUCAAUAAGAUAAAAUAAAUAUAUAUCUAUACUAAAACAAUAAUUAUAGAAACUAAUGUACUGAUUAACAGUAUGUUUGGCAAAAGUAAAAACAAUCAGACUAUUUCAAGUAGUCAGAGAUUUAGCAGUUCAAAAUAGUUCAACUGGAAGCUCAUUUUAUCUCUCGAAUAUCCCAGACCCUGAACUGACUUGUUCUUUUAGUGAGUAAAAUAACUAAAGCGCACCAUUCUGUAAGGAAACAUAUUUUAUGAUAGUUUAGUGUUACUGUUUUAGAGCUUGUAUGUGGCAUUAAGAAGAAGAUUUAUUCAUAGGUAAAUACAAUCAGUCUUCUAUGGGGUAUAUACUUCCUCUGACCUCUGGAAGUAGAAGACAAGUAAAAUUAAAAGUCCAGAGGCUUCUCUACCAUUUAACUGUGCAAUUUUGAACCUUACACUGAUUCUUAGACAACUCCUAGCCAACUGCAAGUUAAAUCAGCUGCGAGUAGGAUCUAAGAAGUCUUGUCAGUAAGGCGAGGUCCCUCAAAGAAGUUUUGAAAUACAAAUUUUAUCUUGAUAGAUGUUUAUCUUCCUAUGCAGGUUUCUGGAUUUGAAGGGGAGACUCAAACAUUUCCAAAGAUUAUGUGUAACUUCUCUGCCUGACUGCAAAUGUUUGAUAAUCAGGGCCGUAGUGAGAGAAGUCUGCAGUGAAUACACCAACUGUCCCCAUGAAUUCCAUGUUGGGUAAAUCUGUAGAGGGAAUCCUUAGGCUAGAUUGUAAAAGCUACUUAAUGAUAUACUUGUGUUUUCUAAUCGUGUCUAACAUUUUUUUAAGCAUUUUUGCAAACACUUGCAUAUUGGCUAAGGACAUGUGCACACUUCUGAGCUCACCUAGGAUUACUUAUUAACAAAGGAUACCAGGAGAACUAAGCAAAAUUGAUAAUAGAAGUAAAUUGAAAAGUUGUUUAAAAUCACAUGCUCUAUCUGAAUCAGGAAAGUUUAAUUUUGCCUUUACUGUUCCGUUAAGGUAGUUAAUAAAAUACAGUUACAGUGACAAUAGAGACUUGAUGAUACAAAUGUACACAGGGGUGAUCAAAAUAUUCAGCUGUUUGGUACAUAAUGGGCUAGAUUACGAUUGGAACGCAAAAAUGUGCUUUUGCAAGUACGAUAUUUGUGCUCCACUCAGUAAUACCGGCGCAUGCAAAUGUGCGCUGAUAUUACAGGUUCAGUGCAGUGCGAACGCAACAUCGCGUUUGCAUUAAAUCUAACCCCCAAAUAGGUACUCGCUGUUUAUGAAGUCCGGCGGAGAAGGUCCUGUUCCAGGUGGCGGUAAAGUCUUCUUCCAAUCGUCCGACAUCUUCUUCCAAGCGAGGACCACUUCCUUCUUCAUCCUAAACCAAGCCGGAGUGGAGAUGAGGGCGGAGCAGGACCGGCGACUGCGGAUCCAUGGAGCAUGGAGGAUCCUCUUCGUACGAUCGCCGCCAUAAACGAAUAGAGAAUUCAAGGUACGCGUUUAAAUAUGGCGUCCCUUACAUUCCUAUUGGCUAAUUUGAUUCUUCAAAUUCAAAUCAGCCAAUAGGAUGAUAGCUACUGAAAUCCUAUUGGCUGAUCCUCCACGCUUAAAAAAAAGAAAAAUUUCCGGCACCCCAGUAAAAUUAAAUUUGCUUUUAUUGUGGUAAGUCUAUUUCAUUGGUACUAGGCUGAAACAUACAUCUUACGCGUUUCGGCUAGUGCCUUAGUCAUAUAUGCUGCCUUCAAAUUCAUAAUCAGUUGCCCAUUGGUCAAACUCAAAGCACAUAAAUCACAUGAUAAAAAGCCCUAUUAACACGUAAACACAAAAUAACAAUGCUGAUAAUAUAUUUUUGGGCAAUGGUAAAAAUGGGCUAUGUAAAACAAUAAUAAUAGUAAUGAUGAUAAGUAUCAGAGAGAAAACAAAAACAAAACAGAUGCCUAAACACCUCAAGCUAACGUUAUGUGCAUAUUUGAAUAAGCUUAUAAAUGAUAAAAUAUAAAUGAGCUUUCGACCAGAUGUAUAUAUAUACAGUAUAUAUAUAUAUAUAUAUAUAUAUAUAUAUAUAUAUAUAUAUACAUACAUAUACUGUACAUAGCCACCUAAGGCCAUUCUUAUAGAAAGUCGUAUAUGCACUAAAUGUACAGCUACUGCCCUCAAUGCCAAUGUGCAUUAGAAACCUGUUAAUGUUUGGUUGCUUUUAAAUCCUACUAUCCUAUUUAUCAUCAUACUAAAAUAGUUCUAAAAUGUGUUUAACCAUCCCAUAAUACCAUUAAAUUAAUCAUUUGUGAUAUGUUUGCUGUACUUUAGUGAGUUUGUUUCUUGUAAAUAAAAACUUAACGCAAAUGUCUCUGCUUGUAGAGUCACUUGACUCACAAGCUUAUCUUGUAUCCAUGAUUCAGAACGGUAAAUAAUCCUGAACCACAGAAGCUUUGAUAAUGUAAAGAGAACAUAAGUGAACUUGUUAACUGUAUACUAUUUGUUCGUGAAAUUAAUGCUAUUAUUAACACUAGAUGAAAACUCUUUGAAUCCCUAUGAUCAAUUUGAUUACAUAUAUAUAUAGAGAGAGGUAAAGUUAAAAUGUUUGGAUAUAAACUCCAAAGACCACUAAUUGUGCUCAUAUAAAUGGACCAAUUCCUAACUUGUAUUAUUAUUAUCAAAUAUAAAACACUUGGACUGAAAACUGUUAUCUUGUGUCAUGCAUGGGUUGUGAUUUUAACAAGAUUACUCCCAGAAAUUAACCAAGUCAAAGUGGGAGUUAAAACCCUUGGGUGACCUAGUGUCCAGGGUGAAUAUCCAGUACAUCUUUCUCUUGAAGAGGAGUCUGCUGCGAUCACCAACUCUCUCAAAAUUACUAAUUUUCCCUAUGAUUUUUCAUUUGAAAGAGCUGACAUCUCCAUGAUGCACCUCCACAUUCUUGACAUCCAAAAGAUGUUCCCUGAUUCUGUCAUGACUCUCUCUAGUAGUACAACUCACGUACUGCAAUUUACACUGGAUACACCAAAUCAGGUACACCACAUAUUUUGAACGACAAUUUACACAAGACUUAAGCUUGUACAAUUUACCAUUUGUGAGGAACUCAAAAUCUGGACCCUUGUCCACAUAUAAACAUGCUAUGCAUGCCCCAUAGUGGCACUUAUACAUGCCUUUGCAAGUUAACCAAGAACUUGUCUUUUCUUUGUUGUCCCUCAAUUUACUAGGUGAAAUUAUGUUGCCCAGUGAAGCACCAUGUUUAUAGGUGAAUCUGCACCCUCUUUCUACAACCUUCUCUAGUUUUUCAUCAGCUGAAAGCAUUGCAAAAUGUUUUCUAACGGUACUGCAGAUCUUAUCAUAUUCUGAUGAAUAUUCUAUAACGAAGGUUACUCUUCAUACCUUUCAGAAUCUCUUUUUCUGUGCUUACUGUUCUGGGUAUUAGGGGGAAACUCCCUGUCCAUGGAAUCUACUUCACUUUUUGCUUUUGUCACAUCCAUUUCUGGAUAACCCCUUGCUCUCAAACCUUUUCUAAGGUCCUCACUUUGUUUUGUAUAUUCAAAGUCACUGGAGCAAUUCCGUUUUGCUCUAAUUAAUUGUCCUUUGGAUAUAGCAUAUGGGGAUGGCAACUCUUCCCAUGCAAUAUCGUAUUCCCUGAUAUGGGUUUACGAUAUAAAGUAGUCUCCACCUUGGUGCCAUACUCCUGUGGUGCUCUUAAGGUGACAGCUAGGAAAUUAAUUUCCAUGGGUUGAUAUUCAAUGGUAAAAGAAAUGCCAAUCUCGUUACUGUUAAUAUACCUUAUAAUUCUCCACUAAAGAUGGUUCACCCCUCCAAAUUAAUAUCAAAUCGUCAAUGUAUCGUCUAUAAAAGGUGAUAUUUUCUCUGUAGGGGUUCCCAUCUCCAAAGAUGUGGACACCUCCCACAAACCUAAGCUGUCCCACAUCUCUGCAGAUAGAAAUUCCCCUCAAAGCAGAAAAAAUUGUGACUGAGAAGAAAUGCUACCACCCUGAGAAUAUAACCUUGGAAUUCUUUAUCAAAAUCUGUCAUAUGCUUUAAAAAGUAAGACAAAGCUUCUAGUCCCUUAGUGUGUUGGAUGCUAGAAUAUAGCGCAGUGACAUCAAUAGUAAGCCAUAAAUAGCCCUCAAUCCAUUCCAAUCCCCUUAGAAGACAUAACAAAUGUUGAGUAUCUCACAGGUAACUUUUAAGUGACAACAUCAGUGGUUGUAAGAUACUAUCCAACCACUGAGACAGAGGCUCACAAAGUGAGUAUAUGCCUGACUCUAUAGGCCUGCCUCUCACAUCAAUUAAGGAUUUAUGCACCUUGGGUAGCAUAUGGAAUAUGGAUAAAACUAGUUUAUCAACAUAUAAAAAAUCUGUAGGUAAUAUAAGAACACAGAAGCGCCACAUGGCCCAAUAUUGUUUUGAUGACAAAUAUAAAUAAGGUAACAGGUAGAUACUCACAUUUAGUAUGGCACCCCUAGUGGUGCAGAUGGAGCGGUCUGGGAUCAGUUAGCAGUCACCCAGAAGACUGACCUCCGGUAUAUAUUUAUAGUGCAGUUGUUUUUUUUUAUUUUUAAAAAAGCUACAUUUUUUAAUAAAAAAACUAUAAUGCCCUCUAUUUUGAGGGCAUUUGGGGCACUUUUAGAAAAUUAACCAGAGAUCGGAUCUGAGCACUAAUUGUGGUAGCAAUAACUAACCACUUGUAAUGGCUGGUUAAAGGGACACUGUACCCAAAAAUUUUCUUUCGUGAUUCAGAUUGAGAAUGACAUUUUAAGCAACUUUCUAAUUUACUCCUAUUAUCAAAUUUUCUUCAUUCUCUUUGUAUCUUUAUUUGAAAUGCAAGAAUGUAAGUUUAGUUGCCGGCCCAUUUUUGAUGAACAACCUGGGUUGUCCUUGCUGAUUGGUGGAUAAAUUCAUCCACCAAUAAAAAAGUGCUGUCCAGAGUACUGAAACCAAAAAAAAGCUUAGAUGCCUUCUUUUUCAAAUAUUGAUAGCAAGAGAAUGAAGAAAAAUUGAUAAUAGGAGUAAAUUAGAAAGUUGCUUAAAAUUGCAUUCUCUUUCUGAAUUACAAAAGAAAAAAAUUGGGUUCAGUGUCCCUUUAAUUAUCAAAUGGCUGCAAACGGGCACAUUUGCUUGUUUGCGGCAGCACAAUAAUUUAGCGCUCCACUUGUAAUCUGGCCCUCAAUGUGAACUAAACUAAAAGGAAGAUGUACAUUGCACCUUCUCAUACACUUACCCCUAAUGACAGUGCAGAGCCCCAAAAAGCAUGGGGCACAGGGUGGACGCCCUUCUUGCCCUGCCCAAAGAGCACAUUUCGAGCCAGAUCUAUAAAUUUGUAUUCUGUUUUUCCUCUCAAUUUUCUGAUUUGCACCACUCCCAAUGAAUUAUUCAACGCAUUAAAUUCACUAAACAAGUUUCUCCAUUUCCUAUGGAGUACAAUCACUGCAAGCAUCCUUCUAUAGAAUAAAUUAGGAAAUGGAGAGGUUUAUCCCACUGUAAGGCUGUUUGAGUCUUUGUGAAUCUAUGCCCAUGUUCCUGAAUGGAAAGGUUGCAUUUUCUGUCUCCCUCAUGUUCUUUCAUAAUGAAUGUUCAGGUCUGAUCUGUUGAUCAUUCAGAUUACCUCUGUAUGUUUAUACAUUAUUCAAUAACUUUGUAAGUUUAGUUUUAAUAUUCUAGUAUGUAAUAACAUUCAUUUACUGUCUAAAUUGGAGGCAUAACUACUUAAAUGUUGGAGUUAGAAUUUUUUUUAAAAAAAAAAUUAAAAAUUCCAGUUAAAACCCCUGUCUCAAUAUUUUCAACCAUUCUACUUAUAUUUGCAGUAUUUUGGGAUCUCAUUUCUUAACCCAUUUGCUGCCAAAGAUGGCUGCAGUGUAUUGUUAUGCUGUGCUGCAUUGCUUUCUAGCAGCCAAUGGGUUAAUUUUGAAACAUAAUGCAAUGUAUGUGACUUUCAUUUUUAAUAAACCAGAAUAUAUUUUUGAAAAUUGUUCUUUUUUUAAUAGAUUGCAUAAAUCAGAUCUCGCUGUAUAGUAUCUACAAAUACCACUGUGUACUUUGCAUUGUGAAGUCAUAGUUUUCCAAUUACUGAUUUCCAGUUUCUCAGCAGUGCUGUGUUUGUAAUCUUCUUUCUCCAUGUAUGUUUUUAUCUUUCCUUCUAAAUGUUUUUUUAAUUGUGUAUCUUAAAUUUGAAUAAACUUUGAGUUUAAAACAA